AUGUCGCGUUCUCUUUUCUUCCUGUGUGGGCUGUUGUCGCUAACUCUUGGCGAACGGGGUUGGCCGCAUCAGUCAUUUCAGACAGGAAAAUGGCAGCCUCCCUGUCUGAACCUCACAAAAACCGGUGAAACAGCCUCAGGUCACAUCUUUAUAGGUGUGCGAAAGUAUAAACAAGCCGGCAACGUGCCAACAAUCUUCGACACCAAUGGGGACAUGGUAUGGCAGGGCCCGCAAGGGGAGAAUUUGGACUUUAAAGUGCAAAGGCUUUUCGGCCAGAAUGUGAUCACAUACUGGGAUGGGCAGCCAGAUGAUAGGGAGAUCUACACAGUCACCUUGAACGACGACUUCCAAACCGUUAGCGGCAAGCGGUUUGACUCCUACAUCGAUGGCCACGAGCAUUACAUUACGUCCGAAAAUACCUUAUUAGUCUCAGCUGUCAACUUCACCCAAACAGAUACCAGCCAUUUCGAGCGGGGUAGACCCGACAUGUGGGUUAUUGACUCCUUGUUCUACGAAGUUGACGUCAAAACAAACAACAUAGUGUUUAAAUGGGCCGCACUGGAGCACAUUCCGAUCUCGAAGACUAAACUUGACAUAAAGGGUGGGAGGAAUUUAAUUGACGCGUGGGACGCCUACCACAUAAACUCAGUCACUCCUACCAGAUAUGGAUAUCUUGUCAACUUUCGGCACAUAUCCUCGGCUUUCUAUAUUAACAAGAACGGCUCCGUCCGGUGGGAACUGUCUGUGAGUAUAUCUAAUCGUGGUCAUGUUGCUUUUGUUGUUUAUCUGGCAGCCGGAAUUUAUCUGCUCACUCGGUGUUUCUUCAAGGGUGACAAUGAUGGCGGCGGCGACUUCAAAAGUGAAAAUAUCAAAUUCGCAUGGCAACAUGACAUUCGUGUUUACAACGAAACCGACGAAGCUCUAGUGCUCAGUCUGAUGAACAAUGAUGCAUUAGAAAAUCAGGACGAAGGCCCGUCAACGGGACUGGUCGUCUACGUUGACCUCGUCAACAAGAAGACAUGGAGAACCCACAAAUUGACAGAUCCAACGGACAAAGUGGUCAGCGCAACUCAAGGUAGUUUCCAGUUCCUCCCAUACCCAGGAACAGAACACGUGCUAGUGGGCUACGGAUCGAUACCGAAACUCAAGGAAUACGAUAAAGACGGCAAUGUGGUUCUCAGAGGACAGUUUGGCAACAACGCAUUUGAGGCGAAUGCCUACCGGAUAUUCAAAUUCCCAUGGAACGCUACUCCCUACUGGGAUCCUGUGUUGGUUGUUAACCAUACCACUGAGUCUACCACCGAUGUUUAUAUGAGCUGGAAUGGUGCCACAGACUAUGACAACUGGGCCAUUUUCUCAGUCCGAUCUGAGACCUCGACGUUGUGGGAAGGCGAAUUCUUGUUGGCUCAAGAACGAAAUGGCUUUGAGUCCCAUGUCUCUCUUCAGAAUGUUGACGCUAAGUUUAUCUUUGCUGUUAAAAGAGACGGCCAGAAGAUCAUGGGCAAGUCCUCUGUCGUCGAAUAUUCUGUUUGUUUUCUUCAUAGCCCAAAAGGGAAACUCCAAGGUUUCAAUGUAGACAAUCAUGAAUAA
Penicillium brevicompactum is the source of this 1590-nucleotide messenger RNA. RefSeq names its product arylsulfotransferase family protein. The transcript has 2 exons. The record is from RefSeq and is a predicted model, not a curated record. Bases 1 to 1590 code for a protein of 529 amino acids. NCBI's taxonomy places the organism in Eukaryota, Fungi, Ascomycota, Eurotiomycetes, Eurotiales, Aspergillaceae.